Impatiens glandulifera is the source of this 2452-nucleotide messenger RNA. RefSeq lists its product as uncharacterized. The transcript has 6 exons. Lineage: Eukaryota; Viridiplantae; Streptophyta; Magnoliopsida; Ericales; Balsaminaceae. Gene Ontology annotation, molecular function: zinc ion binding. The record is from RefSeq and is a predicted model, not a curated record. Bases 249 to 2429 code for a protein of 726 amino acids.
GCGUUCCCUUCGCCCUGAUAACCGCCACGAGAGACCUUUCUACUGCUAGUCUCGCCGCCAACAUCAUCAUCAUCAUCCCUUCCAAUAGCUCUCUCCGACCAGUUCUCACUCACUCCUCGCCUCAAUCUUAUUCCUCCUAUUUCAUCUCCACCGUGGAAUCACCUUCCAUACUACUGAUGCUUCAAGUUUGUUUCGCCUCCGCCUCUUGUUGUCGUCUACUCUGGUGAGUGCAAAGUGGCACGAAAAAAAUGGUGCACACCCAACUGGCCAUGGUAGAAUCUCUAUCUGAGCUCCCUAUUCAAGAUCCACCUGGAGAAGAAUUCUAUUCGGCCAACUUGAAUUGGAUUAAAUUUGGUACUCCUGAACGUUACGACGAUGUAGCUCUUAUACCUUAUGCGAGGGUGGAUGCGUUCAUAAUUGGAGAGUGCUCAAAUAUAGAGUCCCCAACUCGUUUUCAUAUUGAGAGGGGAAGGAAACGGUCCAUGGGCAGCUUGAAGGAAUUCAAGAGUGAUGAAUAUUUGGAGUAUAGACUUUAUUGGUGUUCCUUUGGUCCUGAAAAUUACGGGGAAGGUGGGGGAAUAUUACCAAGUAGGAGAUACCGAUUGAAUACUCGAAACCGAGCUGCCAGACCUCAAUCCAUGAGAGGAUGUAUGUGCCAUUUUGCAGUGAAGCGUCUUUAUGCACGUCCAUCACUUGCAUUAUUAAUAUAUAACGACAAGCGGCAUGUGAACAAGGCAGGUUUUGUAUGUCAUGGGCCUCUUGAUGGAGAUGCCAUUGGUCCUGGUGCCAAGAAAAUUCCUUACAUAUGCAAUGAGAUUCAACAGCAGACUAUGUCCUUGAUCUAUCUUGGCAUUCCGGAGGAAAAUGUAUUGGAAAAGCACAUUGAGGGUUUACAACGGUACUGUGGUUCAUCAGAUGCAAAAGUAAGUAGACUUGCUUCUCAGUAUGUUCAUAAAAUGGGGAUGAUCAUUAAACGAUCUACACAUGAGUUGGAUUUAGAUGAUAAAACUAGCACGCAAAUUUGGAUAGAGAGGAAUAGAAAAUCUAUAUUUUUUCACCAAGAAGGUUCCGACACAGAUUCUUUUAUCUUGGGAAUUCAAACAGACUGGCAGUUGCAACAAAUGGUUCGGUUUGGCCAUCGUAGUCUUUUGGCGUCUGACUCUACAUUCGGGAUAAAGAGACUCAAGUACCCUUUGAGCACGGUUCUUGUGUUUGACUCGAGGCAGCAUGCACUUCCUGUUGCAUGGGUCAUCACUCGGAGCGUUGCCAAGUUAGAUGUAUCGAAAUGGAUGAAAGCACUUGUGGAUCGUGUUCGUGCAGCAGAACCGGGAUGGAAACCAAAUGGUUUCUUAAUCGAUGAUGCUGCAGCAGAGAUAGAACCCAUAAGGGAUGUGUUUUCUUGCCCCAUCCUAUUUUCUCUUUGGCGUAUUCGUCGAUCUUGGCUAAGGAACAUUGUCAAGAGAUGUAAUCACAUUGGUGUUCAAAGGGAGAUAUUUAAACGCCUCGGUAAAAUACUGUACAGCAUUUGGGAUGGAUUCGAUCCCUUUGUUGCAGUUGAAGAACUAACUCAGGAUUUUAUAGAUCAAUCUUCCUUUAUACAAUACUUCAAGGAAUUCUGGGUACCUAAACUUGAGAUGUGGCUUACGACAAUGAAAACACUACCUCUAGCAAGCCAGGAGGCUUCGGGUGCAAUAGAAGCAUACCAUAUAAAGCUAAAAAUGAAACUAUACGACGAUUCUCAUCUAGGCGCACUCCAAAGAGUAGAUUGGUUAGUUCACAAGCUAACAACGGAGUUGCAUUCAAGCUACUGGCUGGACCGAUAUGCAGAUGAAAGUGAUUCAUUCGAAAACAUUAAGGAAGAGUAUUUCGCAUCCACCUCAUGGCAACGAGCAUUACAGAUCCCUGAUUCCUCUAUUACCUUAGACGAGAAAGAUCAUAUUUUCGCUAAGGUGGCAAGUCAAAAGGACAGUAGUCAUCAUCUGGUGUGGAAUCCAGGAUCGGAAUUUGCUUUCUGCGAUUGUUCUUGGUCAAUGCAGGGAAACCUCUGUAAGCAUGUGAUUAAGGUAAACAUGAGAUGUGCGAAACUAGAAGGGUACGAAUCUGCCAUGUCGAAUCAAUCAUUUAAUAAGAUAUUAGUUGAUUUAAUGCGGAAACCUGAGGAUGAUUCGGUCAUGUUGGAUGUUUCGACCGCUUGGACUCAUCAGAUGGUUGAUCAAAUCAGGACACUUGUUGAACUGAAUAAUUCGAAUGAUAUUAGCCGCGUUGUAAAUAGGUUGCUGCCUUUGAAAUGGGUUGAUAAGAAAAGGAGAACGUCGAUUGGGAAGCCACGGUCUAGUUUAGUCUCAAAGGGCGAGAGUAGUAAUAAGAACGACGGUGGUGGUGGUGUACGAAAAAGGUGUCGCAAGAGAAAGAGAUUGUCGCAAUUGUGAUGACUACUACAUGUUUUUUGUAU